AUGGGUUUAUAUAAACUAUUUAGUACUAAUGUCGAAAUACAGUACAAAAGCUGUUUACUAUCAAAAGCUACGCUAUUCACAUUGAUAACUACACUGCUUACUAUUAUAUUGCCCUUUCUUAUUGCUCACAGAAGUAGAGGAUUUUGGCUUAGGACACAUAAUUUUUAUGAGCAUCCAGUUAUACACUAUCCAUAUGAGUACAUAUUAGUAGCAGAAACUGAUGAUCCCAGUCAGCCCAUUGUAUGUAGUGAAGCUGCUGUGUUGAAUCAAGAAAUAUUUGUUGGAGAAGAAAAUUGUGUAGAAAUUCAGGCUCAGGAAUAUGAUUUUAAUGAUGAUGGCAAAGCUGAUGCUUUAGAAUUCAAUUUCCACCUUAUGAUACCUCAAGAAAGGACUAUCUCAUCUGUGAUAGCAAUGUUAGCUUUAGAUUUUCAAUUGGAGACAGUCUGUCCACUUCACAUGCAAAGCCUGGCCUUUAUCCAGAAAUCAUUUACAGUGCCUCCCUCGGGACUAAAAUAUUAUGGAGAUAUUGAGUUCUAUCAAACUGUUCACUUACCCUGUCUUCGUAAUAUUGUUGACAAAAAGUAUAACAGCUCUUUGAUGAGUUAUUUUAGAAGCAGUAGUGAGAACAUUGUAGACUUUAUUAUGGUGAACUACUUCCAAAGAGAUAUAACAACCCAAUUGAAAACUCUAUACUCCAGAAGUCAGAAUGGGCAUACAGGUACCAUGAAGAUUGAUUUAUAUUUAAGGAUUCCUGAAAUGAAAAUAAGGUAUACUCCCAAUUUAUUGCAAGAAUUGAAAUGGGCAUGGCCUCAAUACUUAUCUCUUGUAAUAAUAUUCUAUUGGAUCUUCAAUAGGAUCAAGAUGUUUGUAUUCAAUAACCGACUUCUGAUGGCUUGGGAAGUAGUGCCAUGGAAAAAACAGUGA
Diatraea saccharalis (sugarcane borer) is the source of this 924-nucleotide messenger RNA. Lineage: Eukaryota; Metazoa; Arthropoda; Insecta; Lepidoptera; Crambidae. The record is from the annotation of a GenBank genome assembly.